GAAGCGCGCGGCCGCGAGCCCUGGGCGCCAUUUUAGACUCGCUGUCUGUAGCAGAGGCGCAGGAAGCAUUCGCGGUGGCAGCCGCUCGCUGAGGUAGUCUGUCGCGGCGCCGGGGGUCCCUGAACAAGGCGCAGACAGCGUGGGACUGGGAAGGAAGGCUUCUCUCUGGGCAGCCAGAGCCGCAAAGGUGGAGCCGCGUUGUCGCCCUCCGCGGGACCAGCGCCUCAGAUGCGGGCGAAGCGCGGGGGGCCGCGACCGCGGGAGCGCGAAGCGGGGGGCCAGGGGCGCCUCAUGUGAGAGCCGCGGGACCUGCGGCCGCCGCCGUCCCCGGAGCACGGGGUGGUGUGUAGGGGAAGCCGCCCCCGGCAGCAGGAUGAAACGAGGAGGAAGAGAUAGUGACCGUAAUUCAUCAGAAGAAGGAACUACAGAGAAAUCCAAGAAACUGAGGACUACAAAUGAGCAUUCUCAGACUUGUGAUUGGGGUAAUCUCCUUCAGGACAUUAUUCUCCAAGUAUUUAAGUAUUUGCCUCUUCUUGACCGGGCUCAUGCUUCACAAGUUUGCCGCAACUGGAACCAGGUAUUUCACAUGCCAGACUUGUGGAGAUGUUUUGAAUUUGAACUGAAUCAGCCAGCUACAUCUUACUUGAAAGCUACCCAUCCAGAGCUGAUCAAACAGAUUAUUAAAAGACAUUCAAACCAUCUACAAUAUGUCAGCUUCAAGGUGGACAGCAGCAAGGAAUCAGCUGAAGCAGCUUGUGAUAUACUGUCGCAACUUGUGAAUUGCUCUUUAAAAACACUUGGACUUAUUUCCACUGCUCGACCAAGCUUUAUGGAUUUACCAAAGUCUCACUUUAUCUCUGCACUGACAGUUGUGUUCGUAAACUCCAAAUCCCUGUCUUCGCUUAAGAUAGAUGAUACUCCAGUAGAUGAUCCAUCUCUCAAAGUACUAGUGGCCAACAACAGUGAUACCCUCAAGCUGUUGAAAAUGAGCAGCUGUCCUCAUGUCUCUCCAGCAGGUAUCCUUUGUGUGGCUGAUCAGUGUCAUGGCUUAAGAGAACUAGCCCUGAACUACCACUUAUUGAGUGAUGAGUUGUUACUUGCUUUGUCUUCUGAAAAACAUGUUCGAUUAGAACAUUUGCGCAUUGAUGUAGUCAGUGAGAAUCCUGGACAGACACACUUCCAUACUAUUCAGAAGAGCAGCUGGGAUGCUUUCAUCAGACAUUCACCCAAAGUGAACUUAGUGAUGUAUUUUUUUUUAUAUGAAGAAGAAUUUGACCCAUUCUUUCGCUAUGAAAUACCUGCCACCCAUCUGUAUUUUGGGAGAUCAGUAAGCAAAGAUGUGCUUGGCCGUGUGGGAAUGACAUGCCCUAGACUAGUUGAACUCGUAGUGUGUGCAAAUGGAUUACGGCCACUUGACGAAGAGUUAAUUCGCAUUGCAGAACGUUGCAAAAAUUUGUCAGCUAUUGGACUAGGGGAAUGUGAAGUUUCAUGUAGUGCCUUUGUUGAGUUUGUGAAGAUGUGUGGUGGCCGCCUAUCUCAAUUAUCCAUUAUGGAAGAAGUACUAAUUCCUGACCAAAAGUAUAGUUUGGAGCAGAUUCACUGGGAAGUGUCCAAGCAUCUUGGUAGGGUGUGGUUUCCCGACAUGAUGCCCACUUGGUAAAAACCGCAUGAUGUAGGGCAUGAUGAAUAGCACCUUAACUUCAAGCAAAUGUAUUAUAAUAAAAGUUUUAUUUGUUGUAGUUCUGAUAUAAUUCUACUAUUUUGUGGCACAGAAAUUUGGUAUCUUGAGUCAGUAUAUGUAAAGAUUGUUUAUUGGAAGACCCAUGAAUGAGUUUUGGUCAGAAAACUCCACUUGUUUCCUUAGGGUAAUCGCAAUCAUAUCUCCGAAUUUUUUUUAAUGUGAUUCAGAUGUAAAAGUAAUAACCAGUUAUACAUAUUAAACAGUUUACAGUCUAAAGGAAACAAAACCUGUAUGUUAUAAUAUCCAAGAAGUACUAACAGGUUUUCUGAAAUGUUAUAUUCUCUAUGCAUUUAAAAAAAAUGUAAACUUGACAUUUUAGGGUCUUCAGUUAUACAUACACCUGUUAUAAGGUGUUUCAUAUAGCUCAGGAAAGUGAGCAUUUUGUGAGAAAAAUGAAUAUAUUGUAUCUAAUGAAAAAGAUUGGAUGAAUAUUCUCAAAUGUUACAAAGCUGUUUAAAGAAAAGUAUAUAUAAGUAAUCGGAACACUUAGAAAACUGAUAAAUGUCACACAGUGGUAUUAUAGAAGGAUAAUACAGAGCCAAGAUCAAAUUAAAAGAUAAUAAAUGGUACAGAAGGGAGGCAGUGUUUAGCUUUGUAUAAACUUUUAGGUUUGCUCUGUAAUCUGCUAAACCAUAUACAUUCUUCUGUGAUAUGUUACUAUGUAUGUGGCACUUGAGGCACUGUAUGUAAAGUAAGGAAUGCUUUACUAGUUCUUCUUGGUUUUAUCUUUGUUUAAACUAGCUUUGAAGUAUUAAACAAUAAUUGAAAUGAAAAGCUUAUCUAUUUUAAAAAGCCAAAUUUAAAUAAAUAUAGAACUUUAAAAUGUUUAUCAGUUGUUUCCAUGAAAGAAUAUUAGUUUCCAGUAAAUUUUAGUGAUGGCUCACUCAUUUUUCCGUUUUGGAAUUACAUAGUUAUAUAAGUAGAAUUUUUAAAACUCAUAAAGGGAGCACCAUUGUACAGUCUAGCAUAAAAAGCAAAUUUUAAAGAGGAUAUAUUUAAGUUGAUAAUCAUAUUUUUCAGUAAAUAUUGCUCAGUGAACUGGAAAACUGUAAUAGAAAAAUGUCUGCAGUUUUGUGAUUGUUAAUUUGGUUAAACUGAUAUUUUACAUUAUUUAAGUUAGGUAACAUUUUAUAUUACUUUCAUAUGAAUAAAGGUAAUCCAUGCAUUGUAGAGCCUAUAUAUUGUUGCAUUUUUUUAGAUGAUAUAAACUUUGAUUUUGGGCACUAGUGCUAGUAGAUACUACUGCCCCUCCUGAGGGAAAUCAGAAGUGAUUUACUCCCCAAUGGAAUACAUUAAUUCUCGAAGUGGCUCUUUUCAGUAGUGUGACUUUUAGAAAGUAUCUCAGUAGUUAAGGAAGCUAACAGUCUUAGAUCUUUUAAAAUGGAUGAUCUUCUUAAGAAUAAAGCAAAAGGUGAUUUUCUUCAUAAUUUAUGCUUUCCAAAAGUGAUAUGCUCUCCUGCAGCAACAUAUAAGUGAGAAGAAAAAAGGCUUAUCUAGACUCGAAAAUUAAAAGCAAUUAUAGUAAUAUUUCCCCUCCUCCUAAAUAGUAAAAAGCUCUGAUUGUACAAGAAUUACCUGUGCUAGUCAAGUUAUUUUUCCUUGAACAACUUUGGAAAAAUGGAUUUGACAGUACAUAACCAGUUCUAACCAAAGCUUGUAUUUGGAAAUUUACUUUUUGUACAAAUUGAAUUAUAUAAUGCUUAAAAUACUUUAAUUCACUUUAUAAGCAAAAUGCAUAGUACUUAAUUUGUUUAUACUGUAAAGUAUAUGUUAAAUGCUUUUAUCACUUUGAGAAUAAAAAGUUACUAAUGCU
Rhinopithecus roxellana (golden snub-nosed monkey) is the source of this 3554-nucleotide messenger RNA. It is a transcript of the gene FBXL3, whose product is annotated as F-box and leucine rich repeat protein 3. Gene Ontology annotation, molecular function: protein binding. The transcript has 5 exons. Lineage: Eukaryota; Metazoa; Chordata; Mammalia; Primates; Cercopithecidae. The coding region runs from base 374 to 1660 and encodes 428 amino acids. Gene Ontology annotation, cellular component: cytosol; SCF ubiquitin ligase complex; nucleus. Gene Ontology annotation, biological process: SCF-dependent proteasomal ubiquitin-dependent protein catabolic process; G2/M transition of mitotic cell cycle; regulation of cell cycle. The record is from RefSeq and is a predicted model, not a curated record.